Messenger RNA from Ictidomys tridecemlineatus (thirteen-lined ground squirrel), 1070 nucleotides. RefSeq names its product chromosome 7 C8orf33 homolog (gene C7H8orf33). NCBI's taxonomy places the organism in Eukaryota, Metazoa, Chordata, Mammalia, Rodentia, Sciuridae. The record is from RefSeq and is a predicted model, not a curated record.
CCCCUCCCCGGGAGCCCGCCUCGCCCCGCCCCUCCCCAAUUCUCCGCCCCACCUCCGGGCGCGCCGCGGAACUCUGCGUCCCAAGCGUGGUUCCGGGACGGAGUUGGACGUGGGACUCGGCCCGAUGUAAAUUUCGGCGGCCGCUCGGCGAAUGGCGGCUCUAGGACGUCCUGCUCGGAGGGUGCCAGCAGACCUGGAACCUGGUACCGCUCGCGCGUCCCGCAAACCCCAGCUCCCGGGCCGGGGCCCCGAUGCCCCGGGUCCUUCCGCCGUCCGUCUCCACUGGGCACAACCCACGUGCGUUGACGCCGCCUCCGGAGCGCACCCCGUCCGCGAUGAAGGUGUGACUGUCUCCAAGAAGCAAAAGAAGAAGAAAACCCAGAACAGGGUCUCUGUGGCGAAUGGAGGCGAGAAGACCUCCGAGAAGCCUGCCGCAGAGGAGUCUCCCCGAAGCUCCGAGGCCCAGGCGGAGCAGCUGGCCCGGGAACUGGCCUGGUGUGUGGAGCAGCUGGAGCUGGGCCUCAAGAUGCAGAGACCUACCCCAAAACAGAAAGAGCAGGCCAUUGGUGCAAUCCGAACUCUACGGAGUCAAAGAACUCCCCUGCCUCGGAAGAGGCAGCUGAUGCACUCCUUGUUUGGGGACUACAGGGCCCAGAUGGAGGCCGAGUGGCAAGAGUCCUUGCGGGCUCUCAGGGCUGCUGCCCGUUCAGCCCAAGUGCAGCCUGUAGGUGAGGCCUUCAGAAAGAAGAGCCAAAGGUUUUGCAGACCUCGUCCAGCAGGGAAAACCAAGGCCACUCUGGACACUCCUGAUGAAGAGUUUAGGUUCAAUUUCUUUUAGCUUCUCCCCUAUCUUGGCACAGUCCUCUUUUCCUCAUGGUGCUGUCAAGGUUUGUCGUGACUGUAGAGCCUUUCUAGGAAUUCUCUGUCAGCAAGUAUGGGAUUGGUUAGUUCUUGCCUGGUCCAUGCAUCUGAGUUUGUUGGGCAGGUGUGAGACUGUCAGAUGAGCAUAAGACUCCAUUUUUAGAUUUUCUAAAUAAAAUAUCUCUUCUGCCAGAAGAGAGAGAGUUGCA